Messenger RNA from Nilaparvata lugens (brown planthopper), 2587 nucleotides. Its product is annotated as odorant receptor 23a-like. The transcript is spliced from 5 exons. Lineage: Eukaryota; Metazoa; Arthropoda; Insecta; Hemiptera; Delphacidae. The record is from RefSeq and is a predicted model, not a curated record. Gene Ontology annotation, molecular function: olfactory receptor activity; odorant binding. Bases 716 to 1876 code for a protein of 386 amino acids. Gene Ontology annotation, cellular component: plasma membrane. Gene Ontology annotation, biological process: sensory perception of smell; detection of chemical stimulus involved in sensory perception of smell.
UUCUGAAAGGUUUUCUUGAUAAAAAAAAACAUUCUGGAAAGUGCUUACUGACAUUCCAAGAUCACAGAAACUUGAGAUCGAUUUUGUAUUGAAUAAUGAAAUAAAUCUGCUUUUUAACUAUAAAAGGCGAGUGGUGCUACUGGAUUUAUGAAAAAGAAUCUUCGAAGCUUCUCUAUAAUGCAAAAGAAGAAUGCGCUCCAGAAAGUUUUUUGGGAGUUAGUGCGUCUGAUUAUGCUUCUACAAUGAUAUUGCCUUCUAUUAUCAAAGCAAUUGAAGACAUUUUGUUUGUAAUAGCUUUUGGUCUGAUAGAGACGUCCAGCUACAUUAGAAAAACAACUAGUAUUUAUUAUUCAUAAAAGGUCAAUUUUCAAUGCAUGGAUGGAUAUAUAUUACUAGUUUACUGCUAAGCCCUUUUCACUUAGGAGAUCCAACUGAAUCGUUUUAACCACAAUUGAUUUGUAUUGGUGAAAUGACGUCUCUUUCAAUUCUCAUUAAGUUCUAUUAGCUUCCACUAAGUAAUAAUCUGGUUCAUUCCAAACACAAUCAAGACUCUGUAUUGGUGAAAUAAUUACUCUUUCAAUUCUCAUUAUAUUGAAUGGCAUUGUUUUAUAAUCGAAACAAGCAUUAGCGCUUGUUAAUUUGUUGAGCCUGACAAAGCGGGCAAUUUGCUAAGGUUUGCUAAGACCUCUAACUUGUCGUUAGUUUGUUGUCCAACAUGAUGGAUUUCAUCUACACGAAAUUGCAUGGCGACAAAGUUGACCGCAACCAGUACAACUCGUUUUUGAAAAUAAUGAAGCUACUUUUGAUUGUGUCCGGAUUAAGGAAACAAUCAAAUAUCAAAGAAUUGAAUUUGAUCGUAGUAAUCAUCAACGUGAUUUUACUUAUUUCAGGAUGUAUAACAUGCUUGAUGUCCUGUUUGAGAUUUAUCAAUGAUCUAAACACUUUUACAGAAGCAUUGAUGUUUUUUAUUUUAUUUGCAAGAGUAGUUGGCAAUUAUUAUUCGCUCGGAAGAAACCUGAGAAAAAUAAAUAGAUUCCUGUGGGCCUGUGAAACGAAUUUCUACGACUUUGAAAAGAAAAAUCUAAAUGAAAUCUCAAAUUUCAAACAAAUGGGCGACUAUUCUGUUUUAAGAUUUGUUGUAUUGAUGGUUUCUCUUUUCGUGUCCAUGUUUAUAACGUACACAUCAUCCUUUCGCUUUUUCCCGAUCACGAGUCCUUGGGACAACCAAAUUAAUUCCAGUGAAUUCCUUUCGUACGUUUCACUGUUGUACCAGAUUAUAGUGUGCUUCAUUUCUAGUAUUGUAAGCUUGACAGAUGCCACCUUGGGUCUGGGCUCUGUCAAAAUUAUUUGUGGCGAAACUGAAAUUUUGGGUCGAUCUCUCAAAUCUACUGAUGGAAAUUUGCAGCUCAAAUUGAGCGUGAAGCAGCAUUGCUUUCUUAUCAGUUUGAUGUACAAUAUUCAAUCUAUAUUCAGUCUGAAUAUAUUUUUGAUAUUCAUUUCAUGCGAGUUCAUGCUGUGCCUAUGCAGCUUUCAAAUUUACCAAAUGCAUGCAACAAUGACCAUAGCCAGCUUGGGGAAAAAUAUCUGCAUGCUAUGCGCUCUUCUUUUUCAUGAAUUUGUGUACUUUUUCUAUGGGCAACAGCUUGUUAAUAAGACGGCCGAUAUACAUCAUGACGUAUAUUUUUGCAAAUGGUACAAAAAAACUGCACAGUUCAAAAGUUCCACCUCAAUAAUACAAUACCGAACGAAACAACCGUUCAUUAUUAUGGCCGGAAAAAUCAUUCCUGUAACUCUCGCAUCAUACGUGGCGUGUUUGCAGGCAGCCUUCUCAUAUUUUAACUUGCUAAAAGCUCUAUCACACAAUCAAGAGGGCUGACGGACAAUCUCCGAGAGAACACAGUCAUUCAAUUCAGAUUUCUAUUAUAAGAUUGAGAAUCUUUAUUAUUAGUAUUAUAGUGAGGUCCACGUUAUAGGCCUAAUGUCAGUGGAUAAAGAUAGAAGAAUAGCGAUGCCGAUUCUCUGCAUUAAUUAAUUAUAUUUCUACACUGUCAAGAACAUAAUUGACAUCGUUGUGGACCUUGAAAAGGAUAGUACCACCGGCUAUGUCGAAUGAUAGACAAGGAUAGCAAAACCAAAGUUGAUCAAAUACUGUCAUUAUAACGUGGACCCCACUAUAGCCAUAUUUAUUGAGAAAAUAUACUCAUUUGUUCUGUUAAUUCAAAAUAAAAUCGUUACUAAAAUUUAUUUAACCCUUUAUUUAUUUUAUUAUCGAUUUAUAAAUUUAUUUAAUUUUUAUCGAUCUCUCUUGAAAAUGGGCCACCUUCAUUUCGAUUCUGUUUGCUGUCAACCUUCAACAAUGAUUAUAGUUUGUGUAAAAUAAGUUGAGACUUGUGCCUCCAUCCGAAGAAAUUACAGGGUUGCCAAAUCGUGUAAAAUUGCAAAUUUCCAAUUCAGAAUUGGAUGUAGAGUAUCAUCACCGAUAUCCGAUAGAGCUCAUUAAUGACUAUUUCAGGUAUGAAUUUAAUCAAAAUCGUUGGAGCCAUUUUCGAGAAAAUCGCGAAAAACCCUGUUUUUGACAACAUUUUCG